Messenger RNA from Adineta ricciae, 2406 nucleotides. Lineage: Eukaryota; Metazoa; Rotifera; Eurotatoria; Adinetida; Adinetidae. The record is from the annotation of a GenBank genome assembly.
AUGAUGAAAAAAGCAGGGAAAUCGAAGAAGCGUCGUCCAUUUGCUGCCGAUAAACACAAUUUUAAAAGUCGAGUGGAGACAGUGAAUAAAACGAAUCCGUUUGAUCUGCAUGUGAAUCGCUUGAAACAUGAUGUACUCGGAAAGAGACGUAAUUAUGAAAAAGGCGGUCAGCCACUCAAAGCACGAUCACGUGGAAUUGAAAAGCGAAAACGAACGUUGUUGAAAGAAUUGAAUUCGGUGUUCAAAAAAAGUACAUUUAUCGAUCAUCGUCUGGGUGAAAAUGAUCCAACGUUAACAGCCGACGAAAGAUUAAUGCAACGUCUUAUUGCUGAGCGAUCCAAAGCACGUCCUGGAAGAGAGAGUCGUUAUAAUUUGAACGACGAAGAAGAUUUAACACAUUACGGUCAAUCACUUUCGAAAUCGGAUGAAUUGAAUCAGAAACCAGUUAUUGAUGAAUAUGACGACGAUGACGAACCAGGAAAAGGUCGUUUGAACUCCGAACAUUUCUUUGGCGGUUUUAAUUCAACAGGUGAACAACGGAAACCGCAAACGAAGCAAGAAUGGAUCGAAAGUAUGAUCAAAAGUACGAAAUUGGAUAAAUAUGAACGACAGCGUGAAAAUGAGAAAAUCUUCGAUAUGACCACGACACUCGACGAACAAUGGAAAGCAUUGAGUAAAUUAGUCGGUGUUCGAGAAAAGCCGACGAAAGAUAAUAAAGAAACAUCGGACGAUUACGACAAGCUCGUGAAUUCGCUCCGAUUCGAAGCUAAAACGACGGGUGCACCAAUUAAGAGUGUUGAGGAAAGAGAAAAAGAAGCAGCUGAACGUCUGAAAGCGCUACAGGUUGAAGAAAACGAGCGAAUGGAACGACCAGCAUUAAAAUCAAUUUUAUCAAAGAAUCGAUCUCAAACGCAUGCUUCCGUCGAGGAACUAGAUGAAAGUUAUUAUAUCAUGGAUGGAACGAAGAAGCGUGUGACAUUCAAUGAUGAAGAUGAAGAUGGAAAAAACGGAAUUGAAGCAACAAAUGGAACAGAAGAAAUAGCAGAGAACGAAGAAGACAAUUCAGAAGAAGUUCAUAAUGAAGAUCAAGAAAAUGACGAGGAAGAGAAUGGUGACGAGCCAGAAGAAAUAACCAAUGGCGAUUUGCUAGCCGAAUUUGAUGAAAUUCCAGCCACUGUUGAUAUACUCGAAGAUCGUUUAAGUAAAGAUAAGAAUACAUUGAACGUUAUCUGGAAACGAAUUAAUGAUAAACGAUUACCACCCAUUCCAAAGAAAGUUCUCACUAACUAUUUCGAUGUUCUCCUUGAUUAUUACACUUCUAUCGCACCGAAUCAAAUUCUUUACAAUCGAAUAAGUAAAAAUCUUCUGGAAUUGUUGCAAUCGGUGAACAAUGAUGAAACGAAAACGAAUAUUUUGAAUCGUUUGAAACAAUAUCAUGUACACCUAAGCGAAGAAAUUGAAAACGCCAAAUUCGCUCAAGUGGACGUCUCCUUAAUUGUGUUCUUGAAACUGGUUGCUUAUUUAUACCCGACAUCAGACUUUCGUCAUCCCAUUACAACGCCAGCAAUGACUUUACUUGUUCAAGCCAUUCAACAUAUUUCCUUAAAUUCUCUUUCGUCUUGUCGUCCAGCGUUGCACUUAAUCGAUCUUGUGAAACUGUGGAUAGCAAAGAGUCAUCGUUACGUUCCAGAAGUGAUGGUUCUAUUCUUGAAAUUGCUUCAACUCGCCUGUCCAGUCGAUAAAUCGAAACAUUUCAUAUCGUAUCCAGCAAAACAGAUAGGAAAUAGUCAAUUGCUUGUUCUGAAUAAAAACUUGAAAUCAGAGUCCACGAAAUUAACUGUUUUCGAUACUACUGACCUUGAUGAUGAUAAUGAUGAACAUCGAGCACUUAUCCUCCGGACAUGUCUCAAUCAUUUCAUGGAUUUUCUUAAUGUCUACCAAUCUCUAUCCGCGAUUGUCGAAAUCGUUCAACCAUUCAAAACGCUUCUUCAGACACUCGCAGAAACAUCGAAGUGCAGGAGUAUUUCCGAGCAAAGUCGAGAAAUCCUUCAAUUAAUCGAUACAAUUCAAACAACAUGUCUCUCCAAUCGUAAACAUAUUGAACUAUGCAAAGAACAAACCAAAAUGAUACGAUUAUACGAACCACGUUUUGGUCUUGUUUACGAGGGCAAAAAGAAUAGUCGUUUACCGAAAGAGUACGCUGAACGUCUCAAAUUGCGGAAGAAAUAUAAACGAGAAGUCAAGUCGACUACUCGUGAGAUUAUACGUGAUAAUGAGUUUAUCGCACGAGAAGAACUUCGACAACAGAUGGAAAAAGAUACUCAACGCAAACGAAAAGUCAAAGAUAUUCUAUCGGAAUUGUCAAUGCAAGAAGGAGAAUAUCGCAAACUACAAAAAACAAAAUAA